CACCUCCGAGGCGGCCACGCCCAAGAAGACAGCCAACACCAGGAACUCCGCCAGCAUGAAUGCCUCCUCCACCAAGGCCCAGGAGAUCUCCAGUAAGACAAAGGCGGCGCCGCGUUCAUCAGCCUCUUUGUCUGGAAGGAGCUCAUCAUCCUCUUCCUGUCCUUCUGAGUCACCUCUAAAGCCUCCCAGGAGGCCAUCCAGCCCCCCUUGAAAACGGGUAGUUAUCUCCUUCGCCAAGUCCUCCAUGGCAUCACCUCCAGCAACCGCACCGCCGGAAACUCAUUCCCCUACUCCCCAGCAGUCAAACCGUACAAGAAAAAGUCGUGUUUCUGUCUCCAGGGAGAACUUCAGUAACGUGACAAAACAUAAAGGUCCUAAGAAAAGAGAGUCUCCUUCACCAACUCCGAGGCCUCGGAAAGUAGCGUUAUCUGAAUCCGAAGGUGAAGGCGGCGAAUGGUUGGGGCAGAUUCUGGGCGAAGACGCCAGGACGGAAGCCGAAGCCGAAAACGGCAGUGUUCAUCUUACUCUGGCUCCUCGUCCUCUUCAUAAAGCGAGUGACCCAGGUGUCCCGUGUGAAGAACCGUGAGAUAGGCAGCUGCCUCCGCCAUGGCCCUUCCGGGAGCGUCUAUCCCGCUCCCGGGGUGGGAGUGAAGUCGCUGCCCACCAUCCACCGGAAGGCGGCGCUGUCCUCCUCCUGAACCGCCUCCCUUCCCGCCGCCUCCGAGGAGUCCUCCUCCUUCCUGUGGGGACUCACCUUCUCCCAGAAGAUAUUCUCCUUCUCCGCCUCCAAAGAGAACGGCUUCUCCGUUUCCUUCCCCUAAACAAAGGUCAUCACCGCCUCCACCACCAAAGUGUCAUGUCUCCCAUUUUCCACCUCCCAAAACUCCCCAGUAGCCAAGAGAUGUUGGCGUUUGUCAUCGAAGCAUAGAAAAGGGUCUCCCCGAGUCCCUGUACCCCAGAGGCCUGAUCGCCACCACCAAGCAAAUGGCCUUCUCCCUCUCUACGGUCUCGAGCUCCUCAGACCUCAAGUCCUCCACUUCUUUGGGAAGUGAUGAUCACCCCCAAAAAAGUCAGAACUCAUCUGCAAACAAUAGGCCCAUUAGGAAAGUCUCCGGGUCUCCAGGUCUCUGGAACCUACAAAAAAAAAAAGAAGAAAGAAAGAAAAAAGUAGAAGAUAAAAAGACUGCAACGCCACGCCUGUAAAUCUAUCUCUGGUUCUCCUGAGCCAGCAGUUAAAAAGUCCCCAGCACCUCCAUCCCCUGUCCAGUCUCAGUCACCCUCCACAAACUGGUUAUCUGCUGUACUGGUCAAAACUCUAAAAACUCCCAACACCAAGCUCAUCGCCGGCAAGGAAUUUGUAUCAAGAGGGAGAAAAAAAAAAAAAAAAA
Molecule: messenger RNA, 1388 nt
Organism: Tupaia belangeri chinensis (Chinese tree shrew)
Lineage: Eukaryota; Metazoa; Chordata; Mammalia; Scandentia; Tupaiidae
Product: serine/arginine repetitive matrix protein 1-like
Exons: 1
Coding region: 245-586 (113 amino acids)
Source: RefSeq, a predicted model, not a curated record